This is a messenger RNA of Pseudomyrmex gracilis, 1563 nucleotides long. It is a transcript of the gene Atg6, whose product is annotated as beclin-1-like protein. Lineage: Eukaryota; Metazoa; Arthropoda; Insecta; Hymenoptera; Formicidae. Gene Ontology annotation, cellular component: phagophore assembly site; phosphatidylinositol 3-kinase complex, class III, type I; phosphatidylinositol 3-kinase complex, class III, type II. Gene Ontology annotation, biological process: late endosome to vacuole transport; autophagosome assembly; autophagy. The transcript has 5 exons. Bases 152 to 1450 code for a protein of 432 amino acids. The record is from RefSeq and is a predicted model, not a curated record.
AUGAGAGCUCAGCGCUAACUCUCGGUCGCUUGGUAAGUCAUCGUCAGCUGACAUGCUAGCAUCGCAACAACGGUAGAUGCGCAUUCGUAAAUAACGACGCGCUCGGACAGGUUGUAUUGCAGCAGCUCUCUUCGUCAAGUCAACAAAAACAAUGGUAGAUCUAAAGACAAACGUUAGUUUCGUGUGUCAACGAUGUUUACAGCCUCUGAAGCUGGACUCCAGCUUCGAUCAUCUCGGGGAACACACACUGGCUGAACUCUCACUACCUAUACAACAACAAGUUGUCGGAGAACUGGAACCACAAAGCGACAGCAUAGAACAUUUUGUUCAACCAUUCCGAUUUAUCGAAUCGGGAAAUGGUACAAAUGGAUUCACAUUGGUUGGUGGUGAUUCUGGCGAAACAGAAAGCUUAAGUCGUCACUUAAAGGUGCAAGCUACGUUAUUUGAUAUUCUCAGUAGCAGUAGUUCGGCAGAUCAUCCACUUUGUGAUGAAUGCACAGAUAGUCUUUUAUUAUAUAUGGAUCAGCAAUUGCGAAUGACAGAGGGAGAAUGGUCAGAUUAUAAUGAGUACCUGAAGAAACUAGAGAUGGAGCAACAAUAUAGAGGAAACGAGGAUGUGGAAAUGGAAAAUCUCACAAAGGAAUUGCAAGAUGUAAAGGCUGAAGAAGAGAGAAUGAUAAGAGAACUAGAAGCCUUGAGAAAGGAAGAGAUAGCCACUAGGAAUGCCAUAGCGGAACAAGAGAGAGAAAAAGAGAGGUUGCAAAGCGAAGAAGACAGGUACUGGAAAGAGUAUACAAAGCACAAAAGAGAUGUCAUGUUAGCUGAAGAUGAGUGUCGCAGUUUGGAUAAUCAGUUGGUAUACGCAUCUUCACAGCUCGACAGAUUGAAAAAAACAAACGUGUUCAAUGCAACAUUUCAUAUUUGGCAUUCAGGUCACUUCGGAACAAUCAAUUCGUUUCGACUAGGACGAUUGCCAAGCGCACCUGUGGAUUGGAGCGAAAUAAAUGCGGCAUGGGGUCAAACAACUCUUUUAUUAGAGGCGCUCGCACGCAAAAUGAACCUCAAAUUCAAGCGCUUUCGUUUAGUACCGUUCGGUAAUCACAGUUAUAUCGAGGCACUGGAUCAAAACAAGGAACUACCACUAUACGGAAGCGGAGGAUUCAAAUUUUUAUGGGACACAAAAUUUGACGCAGCUAUGGUGGCAUUUUUGGAUUGCUUGCAACAAUUUAAGGAGCAAGUGGAAAAAGGAGACAGCGGAUUCUGUUUGCCUUAUAGGAUGGAUCGAGGCAAGAUUGAAGAUUCAGCGACCGGCAACUCCUAUUCUAUUAAAAUACAAUUUAAUUCGGAAGAACAAUGGACCAAGGCGUUAAAGUUCCUAUUGACAAAUUUGAAAUGGGGUCUUGCAUGGGUUAGCUCUCAAUUCACAAAAGAUGAAUUGAAUAUUAAUUGAAUAUUAAAAUAUUUGUGAUUUUGCGUAAUUUGAAUUAUGCAAUUAUCUCGUCCUUGCUUGUGUGUAUAUAUAUAUAAAUGCUCUAUUUGUAAAUAAACGCGGUUGAACGAUGA